UUUGAUUCUCUUGUUUCGAAACCCCAACCUGCUGUAAACAUCACCACCCCUGCUACUCCAAGUUGGGUUGCAAGCUUGAGUUGGGCUAUGAGUGCCAAUGCUGUUGUUCCAGGUGAUACUUUUGGUCUUACUAUGCCAUGUGUUUUUACUUUUACAAAUGGAAACAAAACUUUUGAUUUACAGGCGGAAGGCAAAACAUAUGCUACAUGUUUGUUGACGGCAGGAGAAAUGUCACUUUCAUAUUCGUCUGUGCAGUGUACUGUCACCAAUGAAAUAAACAAUGGAGAUGUUGUUGACGGUAUCGCAUACUUCCCUAUCACGUUCAACGUUGGAGGGUCAUCCAAUCCAGUCGAUUUAGAAUGCUCCACAAGGUUUAAACCAGGGAUGAACACUAUUACGUUCAGUGAUGGGAAAAACUCUCUCUCAAACACUGCUAUAUUUAAUGGCGGCGAAGAGAUUAGUCGAAUUGUACUGGUCCAAGAAGGAAAUAAUCUGGUACUUGCAAAUGAAACCAGCCACGUGAGAUAUCUUCCGCAACAGGGUGUUUAUCAAGGGUUCGAGGUGUCAGAAGAUUGUGGUGAAAACGAAAGCACCUGUGUCGAGAUGGGCCUCUUCUUGAAUGGUGGCUCUCUUAAUUGUUCUUCACUUAAUGUUUUUAUUGCCAAACCGAACGAGUUCAAUGAGUGGGGCUUUCCUACAAUUGCCAGAAAAGUUAAAUACCGUUUGUUUUUUUGUACCAAUCAGCAAGUAACCCUCAAAGUCGACCAAACCCCUCCAGGAUAUCGUGUAUACUUCGAUAUCCAGUUUAAAUAUCCACCAGUCAGUCGUAUCGGAACAAGAUCAUUUGCAUCCACUUUUUGCGGAUUAGAUAAUCAUUACUCCACAUGGGGUAAAACCAUUAGUUCACUAAAAGUGGGAGAAGCUGGAUCCAAUGGUCAUAUUCUCAAAAACUCUUCUACUACAACGGUCACAUCAGGCUGGACUGGUUCUUUCACUACUACUGUGACUAGACCAGGAAACGGAACCAACACUGUGAUCGUUGAGACUCCUGUCCCAACUACUGCUACUACGACCGUUUCCAGCGGAUGGACUGGAUCGUUAACCACUUCCGUGUCCAGAACCGGUACUGAUGGAACCAAUACUCUGAUUGUUGAGACCCCU
Messenger RNA from Suhomyces tanzawaensis NRRL Y-17324, 1161 nucleotides. RefSeq lists its product as uncharacterized. Gene Ontology annotation, cellular component: fungal-type cell wall. Gene Ontology annotation, biological process: cell adhesion. The annotation marks the transcript as partial. Lineage: Eukaryota; Fungi; Ascomycota; Pichiomycetes; Serinales; Debaryomycetaceae. The record is from RefSeq and is a predicted model, not a curated record. The transcript has 2 exons.